UAACGAUAACACAGAUCGCACAUAUCCACAAUAAGUUGUCCAUCUUCUACUCUCUAAGUGGAGCUGCAGAUGCCAUUGCGAGUCGGAUACGUUCGAGAACACUUCUGCUCCCCUUUGCUUCAGUACGAAGCCGAUGACAAAGGCAAGACAUUCACUCUUGUUGAGUGCCCGAGCGGAACAGGGCAGCUCAUAUCCCGUCUGACCAACGAUGAGAUCGACGUUGCGAUCGCCCUCACCGAUGCUCUGAUAGCCGGGAUAGCGAAAGGUUCGCAAGCUUAUAAGCUCGUCGGAAGCUACGUGACCUCCCCAUUAAAAUGGGCAGUCAUCACUGGCUUCGAUUCACCUUACAAGCAGAUCUCUGAUCUCCGGGGUACUACACUCGGCGUAUCGAGGUACGGCAGCGGGAGUCAUACGAUGGCAUACGUGAUGGCUCUGCAACAAGGAUGGGCGACUGACCAGCUCAAAUUCGGAGUGAAUAUUGACAUCCGUGGUCUGCUCGAUUCGGUAAAUGAUGGAUCCACAAGUGCCUUCAUGUGGGAGUGGUUCACUACAAAACCGUUCGCGGAUGCCAAGGAAUGCCAAUUUAUCGGUGCCGUCCCUACCCCAUGGCCGUCUUGGCUUAUCGCAGCUCACCCUGAGCGAGCCUCGCCAGCAGAACUUACAACAUUCCUGUCUAGCCUCACGUUGUACGUUCGCGAAUUCCAGAAGCCGGAGUCUCGUGCCGGACCUAGCGUCGAGUUUAUUAAGAAGACGUUUGGAUACCCGGAGGAGGACGUAAAGGCGUGGCUGCAAACUGUGGAGUACACAUCCGAUUGUACGCAGAUUCAUUCCGAGGUGUUAAAGCGGACCCUAUCGGUCCUUGAGCAGGCAGGGGCAGUCACGUUGCAAGAGGGUGAGAAAAUCAGCCCAUCCCAAUUCGUCAACAAGGAGGUUGCGACUUUGAUUACCCCUGAAGAUGAGAAAUGUCAAUAACGUCAUAAUCCACGUCAGUCUCAUGAUCAGUCUGCCACUCCACCACCAUGUCGUUAUCUCUGCAGUUGUCAUCAAGUAGCCUAUCAGGAGAACCAGAAAUUAGAGAU
This is a messenger RNA of Pisolithus orientalis, 1079 nucleotides long. RefSeq lists its product as uncharacterized. Lineage: Eukaryota; Fungi; Basidiomycota; Agaricomycetes; Boletales; Pisolithaceae. Bases 70 to 972 code for a protein of 300 amino acids. The record is from RefSeq and is a predicted model, not a curated record. The transcript is spliced from 9 exons.